GCCGUUUCUCCCCGCCUCUCCCCUGCCCUCCGGGAGCUGCCAGUACUCGACGUGGCGUCACCGCCCUCUACCCUUACUUUGCGUGCGUGUUUGCGUGCGGCGGAGGUGGUGGCGCGGGCCGGUCGGAGCUCCGUGUUGCUUGCUUCUGGUGCUCCUGUCGCUGCCGUCGCUGUCCGGCUGUCUUGGACGGCCGAGCGGACGAGGCGCCGGCCCCAGCACCUCAGCACCGGACGCGGCUCGGCGCGGGGCCCCGCCUGGAGGGUGGGCGAGCGCGUGUCGGAGGGUGCCGCGCGGGUAGGCGGGCGGGCGCCCGUAAGGGAAAGAGGCGGGGGCGGCGGGUCAGCCGCGGCCCGGGCCGGCCGGGGGAUGUCGAUGCCUGACGCGAUGCCGCUGCCCGGUGUCGGGGAGGAGCUGAAGCAGGCCAAGGAGAUUGAGGACGCCGAGAAGUACUCCUUCAUGGCCACCGUCACCAAGGCGCCCAAGAAGCAAAUCCAGUUUGCUGAUGACAUGCAGGAGUUCACCAAAUUCCCCACCAAGACUGGUCGACGAUCUUUGUCUCGCUCUAUUUCUCAGUCCUCCACUGACAGCUACAGUUCAGCUGCGUCCUAUACAGAUAGCUCUGAUGAUGAGGUUUCCCCCCGAGAAAAGCAGCAAACCAACUCCAAGGGCAGCACCAAUUUCUGUGUGAAGAACAUCAAGCAGGCAGAAUUUGGACGCCGGGAGAUUGAGAUUGCAGAGCAAGACAUGUCUGCUCUGAUUUCACUCAGGAAACGUGCUCAGGGGGAGAAGCCCUUGGCUGGUGCUAAAAUAGUGGGCUGUACACAUAUCACAGCCCAGACAGCGGUGUUGAUUGAAACACUCUGUGCCCUGGGGGCUCAGUGCCGCUGGUCUGCCUGCAACAUCUAUUCCACUCAGAAUGAAGUGGCUGCAGCACUGGCUGAGGCUGGAGUUGCAGUGUUUGCGUGGAAGGGCGAGUCAGAAGAUGACUUCUGGUGGUGUAUUGACCGCUGUGUGAACAUGGAUGGGUGGCAGGCCAACAUGAUCCUGGAUGAUGGGGGAGACUUAACCCACUGGGUUUAUAAGAAGUAUCCAAACGUGUUUAAGAAGAUCCGAGGCAUUGUGGAAGAGAGCGUGACUGGUGUUCACAGGCUGUAUCAGCUCUCCAAAGCUGGGAAACUCUGUGUUCCAGCCAUGAACGUCAACGAUUCUGUUACCAAACAGAAAUUUGAUAACUUAUACUGCUGCCGAGAAUCCAUUUUAGAUGGCCUGAAGAGGACCACAGAUGUAAUGUUUGGUGGGAAACAAGUGGUGGUGUGUGGCUAUGGUGAGGUGGGAAAGGGCUGCUGUGCUGCUCUCAAGGCCCUCGGAGCAAUUGUCUAUAUCACAGAAAUUGACCCCAUCUGUGCUCUCCAGGCCUGCAUGGAUGGGUUCAGGGUGGUAAAGCUGAAUGAAGUCAUCCGGCAAGUUGAUGUCGUAAUAACUUGCACAGGAAAUAAGAACGUAGUGACACGGGAGCAUUUGGAUCGCAUGAAAAACAGUUGUAUCGUAUGCAAUAUGGGCCACUCAAACACGGAAAUUGAUGUGACCAGCCUCCGCACUCCGGAGCUGACAUGGGAGCGAGUACGUUCUCAGGUGGAUCAUGUCAUCUGGCCAGAUGGCAAACGCGUCGUCCUUCUGGCAGAGGGUCGUCUGCUCAAUCUGAGCUGCUCCACAGUUCCCACCUUUGUUCUGUCCAUCACAGCUACAACACAGGCUUUGGCACUGAUAGAACUCUAUAAUGCACCUGAGGGACGAUACAAACAAGAUGUAUACUUGCUUCCUAAGAAAAUGGAUGAGUACGUUGCCAGCUUGCACCUACCAUCAUUUGAUGCCCACCUUACAGAGCUGACAGAUGACCAAGCAAAAUAUCUGGGACUCAACAAAAACGGGCCAUUCAAACCCAAUUAUUACAGAUACUAAUGGACCGUAUUACCAAGGACCAGUCCACAUGAACCACACAACUCUAAAAGAAAUAUUUUUUAAGAAAACUUUUAUUUUCUUCUUAAUCCUUUCCUCUUGAUUUUUUUCCCUGUAAUUUCUUUCUUGUUUUUUCAUCUCAUUAUCCAAGUUCUGCAGACCACACAGGAACUUGCUUCAUGGCUCUUUAGAUGAAACUGAGAUUCAAGGUUUCUCACCCUAGUCACUAAAGAAGGAUUUUACUCUCCCAGCCCAGAAAGGUGAUUCUUUCUUUACCAUUUCUGGGGACUUUAUAGUCUUAAUUGGGUACCUUAUUAACAGGAAAUGCUAAGGUACCUUCUAUGUGGAACAAUCUGCAAUGUCUAAAUUGCCUUAAAAGAGCCCAUUUCUUAGCUGCUGAAAUCAGUGCUCUUUCACUUCUUCAGAGGAGCAGGGAUGGUACCUACCAGGCAGGUAGGUUAUGUAUAGGUGGUGCAUGUUAAUUUCCCCUAGAUGUUCCAAGCCCUGUUUCCUGUGUAAAGGUGGUAUGUUUGGUUCAGAGAUGUGUACUAGUGAGUGUUGCUUGUUAAGAUCUGGUAGGCCCACUUGGAUUUAGUACAGCCCUUCCUCCUCUCCCACCAGACCCUCUCAUUUUCCAGGUUUUUAUCCAGACUGUACUCUAUUAAGUUGAAUUUUGUCCCCUAGCAUUUAUUUCUGGGUUUUUCUGUUUGUUUUUGUUUUGUUUGUUUUUUUGUUUUUUGUUUUUUUAUUGUUUUUUUAAGUAAGAAAAAUGUUUAGUCUUAAUACUGAGGAGCCACUUGAGUGGUUGUUGUCAGUUUAUCUUUUGAACCUUUGGAGCUAAAAGUGCAGAGUUGAGUCUAGAGAAAUGCAGAUCUCUAACUCUGAUAAUCCCUCUGUUUCUAGCCCAUAGUUUAUAGCUUCAGUGAACUGGGGCCAUAACAGUAAAUUUUAUCAGCUCUGCCCCAUCAGCUUGUGCUGAAAGCAAAUUUCUUGAGCCAUUACUCAGUAUACAGCACUGAGCUCUGUCUUUAGGAUUUAUCCUUUAAGAGCAAGUUUCUAAUCAGCUGUGCUUCUGCAAUUUAAAAUACUUAAAGGGAGGUAGAUGUGGAUGGGAGGAGGAAUGAUAAAUUGGGUCAGGCUGAGGGAAAUUAGCUCUGUAUAACUUGUCUGGGACUUUAGUUUUACAGAAGCAGUACCACUUUUGAUUGACGCAUGUCACAGAAGGUUUAUGAACUGAGACCUUAAAGGGCAGUUUGCGCAUAGAGAAAAUAAUCAGUGUGUCCUGGCUCACACUCUGAAAGAAUCCUCAGAGGUAAGAGAGAUGUAUUCCCAUGCCAUGCACCCUGCUUACCAGCAUUUCUGCAUGGUCAGGUGAGCUUUGUGCUCAUGAGCUUUAAGUGUAUAAUUAUCCAGGAUUCUAAAUUCUCAACUUGUUCUAGCUGGUGAUCCUUCAAAGUUGGGUCAGGCAGUAGUGCUAGGUACUAGAAAUUUUCAUUUCCCUAUUGCCAUUGAUCAGAGAAGACAGACGUUAAAAAUAGAAAUUUAAGAAGGAAAGCUUUCACUCUGUGACUUCCUAGCAGGGGUCAGUGAUCUUGCCAAAACAUUUUUCCCUCUCCUGUUUCUCCGUAACCAGCCCAUUCGCACUCCUUGCCAGUGUGACCAUGCUUUCUUCUCUGUAGAUGCUAAUGGUUCAAGCCCUUUUUCCCAAGGCAUUUAACCAGCCAAUCAGAACAGCACAUCCUUUAGGGGAGGUAACCUGGCCAACAGUGGUAUCCAUCGUGUGAGUUCUGCUGGAGGGAAGGGGCCCAGGUCCUGCUGCCCUCUGGCCUGCCCCCUGCUCCCAUAUCUAUUACUGUGUCCAUAGGAAUACUAGAUAAGGGCUCCGUCUCUGUCAAGCCAUGUAACAAAGGACACUGUGGGAAAAUUUCUGGCAUCAGAGGGAGCGUGUAGAGAGCAGCUUGGGAGGAACAAGUUUAUUUUGUAUGAUUUUUAAUGAAUGCAAUAUUAAUCCUUGCAGAUGAGCAAUAAUCAUUAAAGUCAAUUAAAAUGAUAAGACCUUAUUGGAA
Delphinapterus leucas (beluga whale) is the source of this 4022-nucleotide messenger RNA. The record is from RefSeq and is a predicted model, not a curated record. Lineage: Eukaryota; Metazoa; Chordata; Mammalia; Artiodactyla; Monodontidae.